This is a messenger RNA of Syzygium oleosum, 2438 nucleotides long. Its product is annotated as probable inactive receptor kinase At2g26730. NCBI's taxonomy places the organism in Eukaryota, Viridiplantae, Streptophyta, Magnoliopsida, Myrtales, Myrtaceae. Gene Ontology annotation, molecular function: protein kinase activity; protein binding; ATP binding. Gene Ontology annotation, biological process: protein phosphorylation. The record is from RefSeq and is a predicted model, not a curated record. The transcript has 4 exons. Bases 413 to 2368 code for a protein of 651 amino acids.
ACCAACGUCCCGCGAAUUCCGACGACGACUGCCGCCGCCGACGUCGGAGAGAGCUCGAAGACGCCGACGACGACGAUUCUUACUGCGCGUACGAUAUUUUUGUGCGCAGUCAAAACACCCACCUACGUUGCUUUCGUUGACUCCUCAAUUCAACGGGCAGGUAUACGCUAUAGAAAGAGAGGGUGACGUUUCGUGAACCGUGCCAGCGAGUUUCUGUACCGUUUCACCUCACCUCUCUCUGUCGAAGAGCUCUUGCUAUGGCUGGUUACUGGGGGACCCCGCCCGGAAACGGCCGCCGCCGGCCACCGCUCGCGAGACCCGCUUCGUGAGACGAACGGCGGAGGCAACGGCGGAGGCGCGAAAACGAGACAGGACCCGUUUCUCACUGUAUGAUUGUGUCUGUCCGACGCAAAUGGCAAUUCCCAUGAUGCUGUUGUGCUCGAUGUCACUCGUGCUCCUGAGCGGGUUCGCCGGCUCGGAGCCGACGCGGGACAGGCAGGCGCUCCUCGCCUUCGUCGGACAGAUCCGGCAGAGGGGCCGGGUGCGGUGGAACGACUCUGCCUCCGCCUGCGACUGGGUUGGGGUCAAAUGCGACCCGGGUCGGAGCUCCGUGCGUUACCUGCGUUUGCCCGGGGUGGGGCUCGUCGGCGAUAUCCCGCCGGGCACGAUCGGCCGGCUGAGCGAGCUCCGGGUCCUGAGCCUCCGCUACAACGGGCUCUCGGGUCGGGUCCCCUCCGACUUCUCCAACCUGACGAAGCUCCGCGGCCUCUACCUCCAGCACAACGCGUUCACCGGCGAGUUCCCGCCGGAGCUGACCCGACUGACCCGGCUGGUCCGGCUCGACAUCUCGUCGAACGGCUUCUCCGGCCAAAUUUCAUUCGCCAUCGACAACCUGGCCAGCUUGACGGGCCUGUUCCUGGAAAACAACAACUUCUCUGGCGAGCUGCCGAGCAUCAGUGCCAGCGGCUUGCGCAGCUUCAACGUUUCGAACAACCGCCUCAAUGGCUCGAUCCCCGCAAGCCUGUCCAAGUUCCCCGUGUCCGCAUUCGCCGGGAACCUCGCCCUCUGUGGCAGGCCGCUCGAGCCCUGCACGCCGUCGCCGUCGCCGUCGCCGGCGGCGACCCCUCCAUCACCUCGGAAGCAGCGCAACAGACUCUCCAGAACAGCGGUCAUCGCCAUCGCGGUCGGAUCCUCAUUGUUCGUGCUCCUCCUGCUCCUGCUCCUCUGCUUGCUCUGCUGCAGAAGACGGCGGAGGCAGCCGGCGAAGCCUCCAAAGCCGCCAGCAGCGACUGCGGUGGGACGCGGUUCUGCGGCGGCAGAGGGCGUGACGUCCUCGUCAAAGGAGGACAACACGAGCGGGUCCGCAGAAGCUGCAGAGAGGAAACAGCUAGUGUUCAUGGGAGGCCCAGGGGCUUUCGACCUGGAGGACCUGCUGAGGGCGUCGGCGGAGGUGCUGGGGAAGGGGGGCGGGGGGACGUCGUACAAGGCGGUGCUGGAGGAAGGGACGACGGUGGUGGUGAAGCGGCUGAAGGACGUGGCGGCGGGGAAGAGGGUGUUCGAGGAGCAUAUGGAGGCGGUGGGGAAGGUGAGGCACGACAACGUGGUGGAGCUGAGGGCGUACUACUACUCCAACAACGAGAAGUUGCUGGUCUUCGACUACUUCCCUCUGGGAAGCUUGGCUGCUCUUCUUCACGGUAGCAGAGGCUCGGGCCGGCCGCCACUCGACUGGGAGAACCGGCUGAGGAUCGCCAUCCACGCAGCGCAGGGCCUCGCCCAUCUCCACUCGUCGUCGGUCAAGUUGGUCCACGGCAACAUCAAGUCCUCCAACGUCCUGCUCCGACCCGACGGCACCGCGGCCGUCUCCGACUUCGGGCUCGGCCCGCUCUUGGGCCCAAACGCCUCCUCAUCCACCCGGGUAGUAGGCUAUCGUGCCCCGGAAGUCAAUGAGACGCGCAAGGCGACGUUCAAGUCCGACGUGUACAGCUUCGGUGUGUUGCUCCUAGAGCUUCUCACGGGGAAAGCGCCCAAUCAGGCAUUGCUCGGCGAGGAAGGUAUCGAUCUGCCCCGGUGGGUCCAGUCCGUGGUCACGGAGGAAUGGACGGCCGAGGUUUUCGAUGUGGAGUUGACGAGCGGCGGUUAUCAGGAGGACGAGAUGGUGCAGGUGCUGCAAAUCGCGAUGUCGUGCGUUGCCAUCGUACCAGAUCAGAGGCCUCGAAUGUCGGAGGUGGUGCGUAUGAUGGAGGAGAUGAGGACUAGGAGCGAAGCCGAGGAAGGGACCAGACCGCCGUCCGGCGAUCCAUCGAAAGGAUCGGACGGUCACGCUCCACCUAUAGAGAUGAAAACCCAGCCUGUAGGAUCCACAUCUUGAGCUUCACAUCCCUUGCAAUUCAAAAUGGAUUUUGGAGUGUUUUGAGAGAAGGCAAUUUUAUCCAUUCAAA